GCGCCGCCGGAGUCCGCGGUCUCUGUGGCCAUCGCCCGCAACUGCUAUGCUGCCCGUCGCUCUGCUCCGCCGCCCGGGCCUCCGCCGCCUCGUGCUCCAGGCACGCUGCUACGCCGAGGCUGCCGCUCCGGCCCCCGCCGCCGGCCCAGGGCAGAUGUCCUUCACCUUUGCCUCCCCGACGCAGGUGUUCUUCAAUGGUGCUAACGUCCGGCAGGUUGACGUUCCCACGCUGACCGGCUCUUUUGGCAUCCUAGCAUCCCAUGUGCCCACAUUGCAAGUCUUGCGGCCGGGACUGGUUGUGGUCCACGCAGAAGAUGGCACCUCCACCAAGUACUUCGUGAGCAGUGGCUCAGUCACAGUGAAUGCUGACUCCUCGGUGCAGUUGCUAGCAGAAGAGGCCGUGACGCUGGACAUGCUGGACCUGGGGGUGGCCCGGGCCAACCUGGAGAAGGCGCAGGCCCAACUGGCGGGUGCUGCGGAUGAGCCUGCCCGGGCUGAGGCUCAAAUCCUCGUGGAGGCUAAUGAGGCCCUGGUGAAGGCCCUGGAGUAGCCUAGUCGGCUGUUCCCCUGCGAAGCUGACCAGGGCUGCAGGGGCGUUGCAGGCGGCCUGAGCAACCCCGCUGGGCCACCAGAGGGCAGUGCAGGACCAGCUCGCUGGAGGCCCUGCCAGGUCACCUGGUAAUGUUUCACCCAUCCUCCAUAAGUGAUGGCACCCCCUGCCGAACCGAGCUGAUGCUGAUGCCUAAGACCCGGAGCCACCUGAACUGACAAGCUGUCCCAUUAAAGACCAGGAAAUGUG
Molecule: messenger RNA, 799 nt
Organism: Jaculus jaculus (lesser Egyptian jerboa)
Lineage: Eukaryota; Metazoa; Chordata; Mammalia; Rodentia; Dipodidae
Gene: Atp5f1d
Product: ATP synthase F1 subunit delta
Exons: 4
Coding region: 47-550 (167 amino acids)
Biological process (GO): proton motive force-driven ATP synthesis
Molecular function (GO): proton-transporting ATP synthase activity, rotational mechanism
Source: RefSeq, a predicted model, not a curated record